Messenger RNA from Polypterus senegalus (gray bichir), 3130 nucleotides. RefSeq names its product VPS37B subunit of ESCRT-I a (gene vps37ba). The transcript has 4 exons. The record is from RefSeq and is a predicted model, not a curated record. Gene Ontology annotation, cellular component: ESCRT I complex. Bases 78 to 944 code for a protein of 288 amino acids. Gene Ontology annotation, biological process: protein targeting to vacuole; protein targeting to membrane; ubiquitin-dependent protein catabolic process via the multivesicular body sorting pathway. Lineage: Eukaryota; Metazoa; Chordata; Cladistia; Polypteriformes; Polypteridae.
UUCCGGUUUCGGAGCAGUCAAUUCGAGAGCGGAGUUGUGAGGAGCAGCCAGUUGGAUUAUCAAGAAUACAACAAGAGAUGUCGGUGAACGGGACUAAAAUAAACGCUUUGUCUAUCAUGCAGUUAAAUGAGCUGCUGGAGGACGACGAGAAACUGAACCAAAUGGUCCAGGAGACAGACGAGGUACAAAAUGUACAGCUGACAAAAGAGAUGACCCUGGUGGGAAACCGUAGAUUAGCAGAAGAAAACCUCCAGCAUCAGCCCAAGCUGGACUGUCUGAAGAUCCAACUCGUCAAGAGGUACCAGGAACUGCAGACGCUCUUCGAGUCCUACCAGAUGAGGAAGGCGGCACUAGAUAAUCAGACCAGCGCCACGUCUAUCGACACACUCCUGGCACUGCUGCAGACAGAAGGAGCAAAAAUUGAAGAGGAGACGGAGAACAUGGCAGAAUGCUUUCUGGAAGGCGAAACUGUUUUGGAUGCAUUCAUCGAUGAGUACCAGAGCAAGAGAAAGCUGGCACACUUGCGGAGGGUGAAGAUCGAGAAGCUGCAGGAGAUAGUCUUGAAGGGUCCUCAUCUGCCACUGCUGCCUGUUCUUAAAGUGCCAGAAAAGACUUUUGUGACCCCUGGGCUUCCGGCUGUGCAAGUGGACAGCAGCACCCCACCCGUUCCUAUGCCUAGGAGGGCACCUCCUCCACCUCCAGCUGUCAGUGGUGGUCAGCCCAUGCCCUUCAUUGCGGCUGCUGGCUCUGCAGCAGUGGCAGGUCCACCCAACAUGUCGUACCCCAGCCCACCCUAUCCCCCAAUCCCACCAAGAACAGGACAUGUGUUUCCCAGUCAUGCCGUGGCCCAGGGCUACCCCACUCCAUUUGUGCCCCAGUACCCGCCAGCUUUACCUCAGAGACCGGCUCGCCUUCCGUCACAGCCUGGCUUCAUCAUACAGUGAGAGGAGACUGGCGGGGGCAGACUUGGUGACAUUAAGGCCGAUUUGUUUGGCUUUUGAGGGGAGGGAUGCAUCACUGCCAAGAAAUUAUUGAGGAAAAGGGGAGAAAUAGGAUUAGGUAUGAUGAUAGUUUUAUUGUUUCUUUUUGUAACUUCAUUAUCCUGUUGGUCUGUUAGGGAGAAGGAGAAAUUUGGCAAGUGAACUGAUGUGCCUCCCCCCGCCCCAGCCCACCCUUGUGUAGUACCGCGCGAGUCCGUGAGCCGCUCUAUCAAUAUAGCUGCUCCUCUUGGAUGGGGAAGCCAAUUUACUUAGCGAUUUACCAGGCAGACCCAACACGACAAAAGGUGCGGGACGUGACGGGAAGAAGCCCGGCCACUGGGUGGCAUCCUUCUAUGACGGCUGAAUCAGGUGAGACCUGCUAACAAAGACCCCACUCUUCUGUUACCAAGGGGUCCAGUUUGUUUUGGGUGAAUUUUGUGGCAGGUUUUUAAUUUUGUAAAUUUUUUUAUAAUUCCACAAUUGUAACUUCUUAGAUAGAAAUUAGGAAUAAAAAAACUCAUUUAAACGCAGCAGCGCCAAGAAGCAGUGCACCGGACAUGUUUGAACUCUGACAACAUGGACCCAGCCUUCUAGUAAAAUCACGUGGCACAUUUUUAUAUAGAAAAUAUUUUUAUGUCGUUGUUAGUAAAUCAGAAAUGUUUGCGGAGUGUCGAGUGGCAGCCGUGUGUUGGAGUAGCCCGCCAUUCUCGCUCCAGCGGUGACGGGCGUUGGUACCCUGCAUUACCGAGGUGACCUGACGCUGCUCUUGGCCAGCUGCAGUGUGGUGCGUUUUUUGGGCACUUUUACAUCACACGUCUGGGCUGUGGAGAUGUCGUCACCCUCUCGGGACUCGCUUGAUGUCUCCGCCAGCUCUUUAAGGGCCAUGCGAGUUCUUUGUGAAUUUCAGCUGCUUUGCUGCUUAGUCUCAGGAAGAUGACAAAAGUAGGAGGGUCACUUAGGGCGACCAUCUUGAGGAAGGACCGAACCUUUUGAUGGACGCAGAACUUUUCAGAUUGAGCAGAGUUAGGUGUCUUUUUUUUUUUUAAACUUUUCGGUGAUGUACUUACUGCUGGCAUUCUUUUUAAAAAGAUGGGCGUUAUGGUGCUCUCAUAUGUUGCUGAAUAUGCCAAAUUCAAUCGGAUGGCACUGUGCACUCAACUGAUGAUGGACUCUGGCCUCCUUUUCUUCUUAUAAAGAGUUUAACUAUUGGAUGUUGUCCUCUUGUAAAAUGCACUGCACUCUUCACACAGUGUGGCCCGUUUUGAACGGUGGGCUCCUGGUCAAGUCGCCAGUGGUUUCUGGCCACACUUGUCACUUAACAAGCACGACGGCUCAUCGGUGAGUGGAGUGGCAGCAGAGGUGACGACGUACCUCCAUUUGGUUUAUUCCCACUAGAAUUAAGGUCUGUCAAACACUAAGAAUUGUUUUUUUUCUUCUUUCUUUAAAUCCCGUAACAUUUCUUGUAAAUUUGUAUUGUUUGUAUUACAAUGGAUUACGAAGUAAAGGUGGGAGUGGACUGCUGAAACUGCCUCUGACUUGUAGAAGAAAUAAAGUUUAAUAAAGUGGAGUGGCGCUGCUCCCUGCCUCAUUCUCCUCUCGUUCCAGCACAGCAGUGCAGACUUGAGCGAAGUCCUCUCACUUAGCCUACCCAGGGGUCCCCGUUCUUUUCAUAGUGUGCUGGUAGUUAAGAUUUGGGGCCGAGAAGGAGACCAUUUGACUCCACUGCCCUUCCUCAGCAGUAAUCCUCCUUAAUUAAAUAACCGGUGUCUGUGUCUCCAUCUGCUUGUCGUUGUCUUUCCAACAGAAGCUGCAUCACAAUCAUUUGAGGUAAUGUGUUUUAUUACUCCAAAUGUAAGUUAUGCCAUCUGUUGGAAUGAUAAAUGCAAUGCAUCUUAUUAUUACAUGCAUUGCAAACUGCACUCUCAAAUGUAAACGUGGAGGUCAAUGUUGAUUACUUAAAAUUUCAACUGUCAGUUCAUACAAAACUCUAGUUGUGCAAGCUAGUCCUCUGAUGUUGUGCUGCUCUAUUUUAUGUGAUUUUGGCUAACAUUUCCACUCACACUUCGCAGUGGGAUGAGGAGGUAAUGGGCUCUGUUACUACAGAGAGACACACAAACCUUUUGGUUUUGCCUUUGGGGAAGUGAGGUUAA